Messenger RNA from Metarhizium album ARSEF 1941, 2133 nucleotides. RefSeq lists its product as uncharacterized. The record is from RefSeq and is a predicted model, not a curated record. Lineage: Eukaryota; Fungi; Ascomycota; Sordariomycetes; Hypocreales; Clavicipitaceae. The transcript is spliced from 7 exons. Bases 1 to 2133 code for a protein of 710 amino acids.
AUGGCUAUUGAAGCACCUCUUAGAUCAUCAGCCGGAAACCUGCGAUUUCCUUUAAAUAAAGAAGGUGAUAUUUCUGCUUCGCCAGAAACCGAAGGACUACCAUCGCCGUACAGAGUCGUCUCUUCCCUUCCACCUGUAACAGACUCGGUCAUGCUGCGGUCAAACUCCAUCAACCGCGUGUCUUCAAACUCUAUGAACGUUCUGAGCCCAAGUGACAUCGUGGGACCAUCUCCCGUGACCUCGAAUGGGACAGAAACCACGGAGAUUGAGGACGAUGCAUCAGAAGAGGUAGAACAGACAUCAUUUGAAGAUGAGUCUCAACGCUUAGAACUUCUCGUGCUCUCAACAAAUUUGUCCGAGAAUUUUCGGCAGGCAAGUGGUGAUGAAGCCGUCUCAGUCAUUCAUGCACCUGAGAGCUUUGCUAGCUGGACCUCAACAGAGUCCACCGCUCAACAAAGCCAGCCUAGCGAACGGUCCUUGCCCAGGGGGGAGGAGAAAAACUCUUCCGCACUCCAGAGUUCUGUUCAAGAGCCCACAUCACAUCCUCCUCGGCCUCCUAUUUCGACAGAUGUACAACCCGUUCGAUACAGCAAUGACAGCGCAACUCCCCGAGCUCAGGAUCUUCAGGAUAUAUUAGCUGAUGGGGGCCGGUUGAGAUCCAGUAGCACUAGCAGUCUCGAAAAGAUCGAUGAACAAAUUGAGGCUGAAGUGGACGACGACGAUGCCGAGGACGACUAUCCUGCUAAUCCAUUUCUACGGCCCGUUCAUGAUGAAAUCACAGCUCUGCGGGCCGCGCUAAAGGAGUGUUGGACGCUCUGCAACACGCUGGCUAGCCUUAGUGCAAUCCACAGAGCACAAGUAUUCUACAGUUCUGGCACGCCAGACGCCUAUGAGAAAGCUUGGAAAUCUUGCUGGAAGCUAUGCCAGUGCCUUUACGACAACCAAGACGAAGAUCUGGCUUCUCAUAAUGUGAGAACGAACCUGGAACUGUGUCGAGACUUCUGUCAAGCUCUUUUUGAUGUCCGUCAAAAGAAAGACGAGACUUCUGACUCAGUGCUUCGCGUGAGCUUUGAGCUGAACAACCACCUGUACAGCGCCCAAGAUAGUAGGAAGCUCCCAGAACCGUUCAGGGAGAGAACCCUGGACUUUUACAUCACACUUUGCCAUCGCCUGAUGAGACAGCGUAGUGAGUUGGCAGAAGAGACUGAUCACCUCCUCAGCACAUGCUGGGCCUUGGCCGAAAUGCUGUUCAGUCUUCGUCAAACCAAGCGGGAUGGAAACCCGGUGGAUGAGGAAUUACUUGGAUCUGCUGUACAAGCAUGCUGGGACCUUUGUGACAUUUUCAGAGACGGUUGGACCCAGAUUCGCCCUGACAGGAAUACCCCUAGACCAAGCCAAACGAGCUUUUUCUCCCAGCAACCUGUUGAGCAAUCUGGCAGAGAAAGCCGACAAUCAAAUCGCUCCUCGUUGCACUCAAAAAAGGCCAGUGUUAAAAACAGUCAUCAAGAGGAACGGCCACGCAAGCCGCCACCCGGGCCGGAAACUCCUGUCACUGAGUUCGAAGAUACUCCUAUCUCACCGGAAAGUGAAUCUCCUCAGAUGCCCAACAUUAUGGUACUCGGGGCUCCCAGUGACACGGAUCUCGGGGGAAGAUGGUCGAGUAACACGUCCAACAUGUCCAGCUAUUCGCGAGGUAGUAAUCGAACUUCGAGUACAGCAACCAAAACCACCGCGACGGAAGAUCCCAACAUCUCAAGACCAAAGGUCUUGGUCCUCCGAGCGGCUAUGAACAUGGGGUUCAAUCGAGAAGCUGCCCAAGAGGCUGAAUCAGAGUCUAUAAUAUUCCUCAAGUUUGUUCAAGGGCUACCCGCGGGCUCGUUCGGCUCCCUGUCUAGUCAUGCCACCCUUCUGCAACAAUAUAAAAGCUCUGUUCUAUCAGACAACUUCAUUCCACGGAACCAACCCUUGCCAGUGCGUGGGAAACGGGUUGUAGCUCAGGACAUGGCGAAGAGUGUCCUGGCCAUGAGCAACGUUUCACCGCGAUAUGCCUACCUCCGCGAUCUUUUUAAAUUUGUCUUCCAAUUUUCCCUUGAUGAAGCUGAAUCACGAAGGAAUGUUAGUAUUUCGGUCUAG